Molecule: messenger RNA, 747 nt
Organism: Auanema sp. JU1783
Lineage: Eukaryota; Metazoa; Nematoda; Chromadorea; Rhabditida; Rhabditidae
Source: the annotation of a GenBank genome assembly
AUGAAAUCCGUUGUAUUGGCUUGUGUGCUCGUAGCAACCGUCUUUGCAUGCCAAAAUAAGGGGCAGACUUACAAGAAUGGUGAUGAAUGGACUGACAGCAAUGCUUUCUUAAUGACUUGUAAAGUAGAAGAUAAUGGAGCAUGGAGAAUCUUAGUCAAGGCCUGUAUAACUCCUACAGGAUCGAAAGUUGGUGUGAAUCAAACUCUUGUCAUUGAUAAUGUGGAGUGGACUUGCUCUGAGGCACCCCCAGGUUCCAUCAGCUUACGUCAAAGCAUUCCAGAGAGAGCAGACUGUCAUGGAGGACAUCCAUACGGAACCACAUGGAAGAAGGAUUCCUUCACAUUCAAGUGUGAAACCAAAGGAAGAGCAGCUUUGGUUGAAUGCACCACAAGUCUCGGAAAUAUUCCUGCUAAUGCUACUAGAGAUUUUGACGGAAUAACUCUUGGAUGCUAUCAACAUCCCCAAGGAACUGUUUCUGUUGGACCUGUCAAAACCGACGGAACUUGCCGUGACAGUGAAGGCAAAAAGAGAAAAUCUGGAGAAGUUUGGAUUGAGAAGGGUCACUUCCAAAAAGUGUGCACCGAUGGAAUUCAGAAAAUCACAGGAUGCAUGGUCGAUGAGGUGCCAUCCAUCAUUCCAUUGAACGACAACGUUGUUCUUGGCGAGAAGGCUUACUUUUGCGAGGGCAAGGAUGGAGCCUACAAAUUUUACAGCAAGGAUGCUUCUACCGCUAAUCGUAAAAAUUAA